AGAGAGGGACACAAACACACACACAAAUAGGAAGGGCCGUGUCGAGAUAUACUCGAGCAGAAGGAGAGCUGAAGAGUCAGAGAGAAUGAAGACAACUAAAUGAGCAGAAAUAACCAGCAAACAUGAACAACAGAAGGAGAACACAUGUGAGAAGAAGUUUAAGCGCCAAUGACUGACAGUAUAGAAAAUCAAACACGCCAUCAUGGAGGAUCGCUCUUCCACACAAUCCUUCCCUAAUGGCCAGCACCAUCGCCAUGGCCCGUACUUUACCCUCACCAUGCCCAAUUUUCAAAGCUCUGAAGUGGCCUCUCAGCCUGCCCAGCACCCUCUGGAGCAUUGUGGAAGAGGAAGGGAAGAAUCUCCUGCUUCAUACUUGACAUCAAACACCCCUUCUGGGUCAAGGAGGGGGAGCAGUGGGGGUGACAGAGUCUUCCUAAGUACCAAUGCGGUCAGUCUAGAUGGGGAUGCUAGCUUAGGAUGCCAUCUUGAUGGAGAAAACAGGUUAGGGGGUCAUUUUGAUGACUCUUGGUAUGGCAAAAAAGAAUCCUGGGAGGAUGGGGGCCAUUGCAAAAGCCCCACAGAGGAUUUUCAGGGAAAAGGCGAUUGCUACAAUGACACAAAUGAUGUUUUUUAUGCCAUUAACUGUGUCACUGAGGAAGGAGACAGAGCAAAGAUCAGAGAAAGCUACAACAAUUACACCCAUGUCAACUGUGGGGCUAAAAGUGACAUAGUUUAUAACAAGGAGGCAAACAUGAACCACUUUUCAAAACAAACCGUGUCCUACAACAAAAGCAGAACAGGGAAUUAUAGUGACAAGAGUGUUCAUUAUUCUAGAGUCAAUUCGAGCAUAAGUGAUCACUUUUUAGGUGGAGAGGAAGAUUAUGGGUCCAGCUGUGGCUCAGGUGAGGAGCAGCAUCAGACAGCAGAAGCUGAGGGAUCCUGGCUCAGUGUGUCCCCAACAAGUCAGCCAGAUGGGAGGUGGAGAGGAGCAGCGGACACCCACCCGUCGGCCUCAGCUGGCCAACCGCAGAGAUCCCCUGUUGGCAUCAGCAAUAGGACAUACACUCAGAAACUGGACUCUUUCUCUGAUGCUUUCUUCUCUCAGCGAAAGAGGAGAUUUCCCUUUAUUCCCAGUGGGGAUUCCUCUGCACAAAUAUGGGAAGGUGGGGUAGGGAGAGGAGAAAACCCCGGACUGAUCAAGUCAAGGCAAAGCUGCACUUUUGACUCAGACUCUCACCAGCCUCCCUCCUCCUCCUCUUCUUCCCCUGCUUACCUCUCUCUUCCAUCUUUACCCUCCCCUCCCACGUCGUCUAAUCUUGUUUCUUCAGUUCUUAGCCCUCCUCCCACACCUUUACCUCCGCCCUCUCACUCACCAUCCAAAAUGGACUCUCCCGCUAUGCAGGGGGGCGUUGGACACUCGUAUUCUCAGACAGGAGACGCACUUGCUGGACUACAAUUUUUCCCUUCACGUAUUCAGUCUUUGCCUUCUGUCCACUCUUCUGGAAUGAUAUGGAAGUUUCCUCCGUUGUCACAGUGCUUCCCACAGCUGCCAGGUGAUGCCGGCGGCACAGAAUGCAGUCUCAGGUCCUGCAGUGGUAAUGACUACGGCACUUUCACAGCCACGUGUGAGAUUCCUCAAUCACCUGAAUUAUCCCUCCCCUCCUCUUCAUCCCAUCACCCAUCCAUUCACGCAUCAAGGACCCUCUGCCCUUCCACUAGUCCAUCCUUCAAUUCUUCUGUUCAUCUUCUGUCUCACCAUAACUCUGGCAAGCAUUAUGCCUACAAACUGACCCAGACAGUAAAGACUGAACCAGCCACAGUGAUCCAUGCACACCUACAGCAACACGCCACUCCAGUGUAUUCCGGAACACCAUUUCCCAGUAUCCUCCACUCUAAAAGAGCCCAAAAUAGAGGCUCCUACACUCCUCGGCCUCUCCUCAAUCCACUCCGCAAGGGGACAGGGCUGUACUCCUCCCUUUCAACGCUCCAUCACUGCAAGGAGGAACCAGCAUGGUUAGAGGAGGAUGAGGAGUGUGACGGGGUCCCACACAUCAAUGUGGGCCCUGACUUUCAGGCAGACCUUCCUCCUUGCCUUCUGGAUGGUGAAUGGUCAGGCCUGUGGUUUUCAACUGAAGACCCCCCUCGGGAACAGUUGCUUUGGAAACCAUGGGAUGAGCUGCUGAGGAGUGCUCAUGCACAAGACCAAGUGGAGAAGCUGCUCACCAUGUGUAAUUCCAGCUGUUUGCCAGGAGGGGGCAGUAAUACUGAGCUGGCUCUGCAUUGUCUGCACCACUGUGAGGGAAAUACCAUGGAAACACUGAAGAUGCUGUUGUUUUCUCUGCCCUCACCAACAGGAGACUACCAUUACUCAGGUUGUGAUUUUUGGACAGAUACAGAAAAGAAGCUCUUCAAUGUAACUCUAGAGACUCAUGGAAAAGAUUUUUCAACCAUUGAGAAGAUGCUGAGAACCAAGACUGUACCUCAGUGUGUAGAGUUUUACUACUUGAGCAAAAAGCUGGAUGACAAGCAGAAAAAACAAAAGGAGGACGAAACCAGAGAGUUGCAGCUGCAGAAAAGAGUGACGCCCAUCUCCCAGCCAGUGGAGAGUCAGAUUUCACAGGAGGAGGUAGUUCCCCUGCCCUCGUUGACCAGCAUCUUCCCCUGCAAGCUGUGUGGAAAAAUGUUCUAUAAAAUCAAGUCCCGUAACGCCCACAUGAAGAUCCACCGCCAGCCUCAGGAGGAUUGGACUGACAGGCGGCUGCAGCACCAGCUCAUCACGCAGCGUCUGGCCCUCAGUCGUCCCUCUAACCUCAUGCCAAGUCCAGGAACUAAUCUGCUCCCACCACAGGCCGCAACUCUUACAUUUUCUUCCUCUGGUCUCUCAUCAAGCAGCAACAGCAGUGCAGACAGUGUCCACAAUUCUCUGAACAACAGCAACCCCAUCGCUCAGGACAGGGCCAGUAUCUUAAAUCCCAGAAAUACAAUAACUUACUGCAACGGUGUCCCUUCCACCCCCCAUGUAAUCACCGUCAAUAAUAUUGAAAGUGGUGACCCACACCAAAGAGAGCUGACCACUUUUUCACCCUUCCACCAGUCAUGGGGAUCUUUUGGACCGCCUCCAGACCUUGCAGCAUUCUACUGUAUCCAAGAAGGCAAAGAAAGUGAGACAAUGGAGGGAAAAGAGCCAAUCAUCUGGCAGUAGUGUUUAAAUAAAAAAGCAUUAUAACUAUAAGUCUGAAUCCACAGAUCAUAUUUUGUGUUUUCAGUCAAACUGACUUUAAAAAAACUUCAGUACAGAUUUCAAACUGUUUUUUUUGUUUUUGUUUUUAGAAAAGAGUGCUCUUUGUUCAGUUUUUGUUGUAAAUGUGUUUAUACUGUCGUUAAAUGUGUUAAUACGUUUUAAAAUUGGAAUAAAAUUGGUGUCAAUAAGUUUUUUUUGUAUAUGAUCUGACACCCAUUUACAUCGAUAACAAUCGAUGCAUCUUUAUGGCUAGCUGUAACUCGUGGUUUUUUAUUCACUUGACCAGAAAUGUACUGCUCCUCUCCACUGAUAUAACUACACUAUACUCCAACGGGAAUGAUGUGUUUCCAAGAGUACAAACGUCUCCAAUGCUUGCACUUUUCUAUGGAAUGAAUUCAUCAAUGUAAUAUUUCCCAUUUUCCAUUUUUCUCUUGAAGAAUUUAAAUAGAUUCUAAUGAAGACAUAUUGUUAGGAUCCAUUGUGCCAAAAAAAAAGAUGACAAGCACAGCCUGUUUAAAGGUUGAUACAGAACAGCAUAAUGGACAAAUAUUGAUCCUAAGAGAUCGUGGUCUCACUUAGAGGUGCCAGAGUGCCCAGGGUAGCCUUGUUGAUGAUUAACUACAAUGAAUAUUAGUGUGCCUGAAUGAAUGUGUGUUGUUACAUUAUGAUUAUGCCAGGAUGAGGGCAUUUUCAAAGAAUUCCAUGCAAUUGUUGUGCUGUGAUACAACAGAAAAGCAGGUAUGAGUUGACAAACAGCUCUUUCAAAAUACUUCAAAAUUAAACUUUGACACCUGAUUAUCUAUCCUUCACAAGAUUCAACCCAGUCUGAUUUAGAGUUUGUUCUUUGUCCUGGUGUUGCCAUUGUUAAUGGGUCCUCUGCAUAAGUUUAUCAGGCUGCAGAUCAUGUCACAAGGCGGUGAAUGUCUUUGAUCCUGUAUCUUUGAGCUUCUACUUUGAUAGUGAUAACUCAUCGCAGGGCUUUGUGCGUGGCUUCAUUUUAUUGAUAUUUCAGCAAGGUGUCCUGUAAAAAAUUGCAGGUAAUCAAAUUCCCAUCUAUGCAAGUGCGCACAUUUGUAAUUUAAUCAGUCUGUGUACAAGCAUAUUGACAUAGUAUGUGUGCCACAGAUAAAAGUUAUCUCUGGCCUUUAAAGUGCAUUCUUCUCUGAAACACUCUCUCCCCCUGACAAAAGUCCACAGUUGGUCUGCCCUCCUUUUUGUCUGAUGUCCAUUAUUUCAGAUUCUUUAUAAAACUGCUCCUCCCACUUUUGUGAUAUUGAGAUCUUGUCAGCUGCAAACAUGCUGAAGUGGUGUCCUCUUUUCUUGGACCUACUGUACAUCUAAAUCCUCUGAAUAAGAUGAAGCAUUUCCCAUAAGGGAAUCAUGAACUGUGCUGUCCUUAUAUCAAAGUCGAGUGAGAAAAUAAACCAAAGUGGCAACCAAGAGAGUUCAGUGUUGGCCUUUCUGGAGGAGAGAAAGAGAGAUGGGGUGUGGAAAAAGGGGGGAGAGGGACAGCAGACCAAUAGCGGAGAGGGAAGGGAAACUGAAGAGUGAAUAAACAGAGAGGUUACUGAGCAGCAGCCAUUCACCUAUUCAAAGCAAGCAGCUCUUUGCCAGUUGACUGAGCUUGUGCUCCAAGUACAGGCUAUCCAAUGCUGUCUCCCAUGUGCUGCUUUCCGUUUUUUUCCCAUACCAACAAUAAACAACAGCUUUCUCAGUCACCUCAUUGUUCUAACAUUCAGGGGGGCAACACUUUUC
Menidia menidia (Atlantic silverside) is the source of this 4996-nucleotide messenger RNA. Lineage: Eukaryota; Metazoa; Chordata; Actinopteri; Atheriniformes; Atherinopsidae. The record is from the annotation of a GenBank genome assembly.